Molecule: messenger RNA, 1152 nt
Organism: Paraphaeosphaeria sporulosa
Lineage: Eukaryota; Fungi; Ascomycota; Dothideomycetes; Pleosporales; Didymosphaeriaceae
Exons: 1
Coding region: 1-1152 (383 amino acids)
Source: RefSeq, a predicted model, not a curated record
AUGGGCCUCACCAGGAAGAAAACCACCUACAUCAACAUUACGCCGAUACCGAGCUUCAUACCCCGACAGCUCGCGAUAGACAUGCUACACAGCCAUGGGGAGAUAAUCGAACUGAACCCGCUCGUGUUGAGCUUCGAAGCCGUCAAAGCGCCCCGUGAUGCGCCCGCUGACGAGUUCUAUGCGACGUGGUACGAAAUUACGGAGCGCAUCCAGUAUAUUCCAGGUAUCGGCAAGCUUGGCUCUGGCAUUAUCAAAUUCAAGGGAUGCUUUCACGACAUGCCAUGGGGUUUGCAGACACAUACCUAUGCGCCUGCGAAUGUAGAUGUGCGGAACAAAUGGCAGAUAUGUGGUACUCAACCAGGCGAACCGCCUGAGACUCAAGAGUUGGGUAUUGGGGCACCGGCGGAGGGCUUGUACCUGCGCGAAGAUAUCGAGAUCAAAUGCAACAUGACCAUGACCAGUUUCGUGAAGAAGGAGAUGAAGGCCGCUUCGAAGGUGCUGGUGGACAGGAUGCUUAAGAAAGCCGAGCUGUUGGACUCUGGAGCUAUAUCAGCAAUGAUGGAGAACGGAAAGCUCAAGACUAUCAAUCCUGCAGACCGCUCGAGCGUUGCUAAACUCGCUGCAUCACCAGACUCGCCAAACCAGCAACCAUAUAAAUUGCCCAACUCACCUAUGCGAUCACCGGCUUUUCCGGCGACACAAAUGUACCAUCCGUCAAAGCACACAGGGGAGCAGGGCGCUGUGAUGGAGCUACCGGGCGACUUCUACCACCCGCAACCAUCGCCAAACCAUCUGAAUCCGCAAGAUAGGCGUUAUUCGAUUGCUUCGGAAUUAUCUAGCAACGAGCAGAAUGCUCCAGACAGCCGAUGGUCCUACCAGAGCGCCAGUACGAGGCCAAGCUCUUACAACUCGAGUGGCGGUAUGCGCUCACCCGGACUCGAGUACAACAAAGAAUACUUGGCCGAGCUUCCGACCAUGAAUGAAGCGCACGAAGAACAUGCAGAGCGGAGGGAGCUCCAAGAAGUUCCGUGGCCGAGUAAAGAGCAACACCAGUAUCGGUACAAUCCUCAGGAUUUCGCGCGCAUGCAACAACAAUACACGCAACCUCCACAAUACUCCGCCUACGAUACGCGACGGCCGAGCGGGGCUUGA